Messenger RNA from Seriola dumerili (greater amberjack), 1392 nucleotides. RefSeq names its product hydroxysteroid 17-beta dehydrogenase 12 (gene hsd17b12a). Gene Ontology annotation, molecular function: oxidoreductase activity. Gene Ontology annotation, cellular component: endoplasmic reticulum. The transcript is spliced from 11 exons. The coding region runs from base 145 to 1137 and encodes 330 amino acids. Lineage: Eukaryota; Metazoa; Chordata; Actinopteri; Carangiformes; Carangidae. The record is from RefSeq and is a predicted model, not a curated record.
GUUGGGGGAGUGUGUGUGAUGCUACAACCUCCUUAUAAAGGGACUCUCUCUCACGUUGUGGCUUGGAAAUUAGAGCACAUUGCCUAAAAUUGAGGUCUCCACAUACACACUCUCACACACGCCGAGUCACCGAGAGCCGCUGCCAUGAACUGGAUGAACGCUGAGGAGAUGCUCCGCAGGGCCGAGACGCCUCUCUUCUGGGUCGGCGCGUUAACUGUGGCCUCCCUGGCGCUGUGGCUGCUCUACAGGCUGCUCUCAGGCUUCAGGAUCUGGGUCUUGGGAAAUGGGCAGCUGCUCUCUCCGAAGCUGGGCAAAUGGGCAGUUGUGACGGGAGCCACGGAUGGAAUCGGGAAAUCCUAUGCGGAGGAGCUUGCUCGUCGUGGAUUUGCCAUGAUGUUGAUCAGUCGCUCCCAGGACAAGCUGGAGUACGUGGCAAAGUCACUUGAGGAGCAGUUUAAAGUAGAGACUAGGACCAUUGCGGUUGACUUUGGCAAGACGGACAUCUACCCCAAGAUCGAGGCGGGGCUGGCCGGUUUAGAGAUCGGUGUUCUUGUCAACAAUGUUGGUGUGUCUUAUCCCUACCCUGAGUACUACCUCCACAUUCCUGAUCUGGACAAUUUCAUCACAAAUAUGAUCAACGUCAACAUGACCUCAGUGUGCCAGAUGACCCGUCUGGUGCUGCCCAGAAUGGCUGAGAGGUCCAAAGGUGUUAUCCUGAACAUCUCCUCUGCCAGCGGCAUGUACCCCGUCCCUCUGCUCACAGUCUACUCUGCCACAAAGGCCUUUGUGGAUUUCUUCUCUCGUGGCCUUCAGGAGGAGUACAGGCGUCAGGGCAUCAUCAUUCAGAGUGUGCUGCCCUUCUUUGUGGCCACUAAGAUGACUCGUAUCAGGAAGCCCACGCUGGACAAGCCGACCCCAGAGCGCUACGUGGCAGCUGAGCUCACCACUGUGGGUCUGCAGAGUCAGACCAAUGGCUACUUCCCCCACGCUGUCAUGGGUUGGGUGACCACCAAGCUGGUGCCGAGCAGCAUUGUCAUCUUCCUGGGAGCCCGUAUGAACCGCCUGCAGCGUACCGGGUACCUGCACAGGAGGAAGCUGCGGGAGCAGAAAAACGGAGCGAGUUUGAAGAGCGAAUAGGAAUUCGGCAGACGGUUCUGCGGGCAGCCUCAUGCUGUUCUGACCCAGUGCAGUGUUUAGAGAAGGGAGAUGGUGUUUUUGAUUGAUCCUCCAGGGUUGCCUGAGAUUUCAACUUUGUGCCUUAAGUAAAGUUUCACAUCAGAGGGUGUGUAUGACUCUGGGUUUAAAAACAGCAAUGUGCCCUGAUGUGAUUUGUCUGGAGAGAAACAGCCAAACAAGGAAGGAGCUGAAAUGAUGAAAAAAAAAAAAAAAAAA